AUGGAGACUGACAGCUACACCUCAGGCCCCACCAGCACUGACUGGGCUGGGAUGGUGGCCGGUCUGAACGGAAUGGGACUCCUUCAGGAGCAAGGAGGGGGGGGCUUGCCCGGCAGCCCGGAGGCCUGGUACACGCCGUACUCGCUGGGCUUUCAGGUGUCGCUUACUUCCUUCCUCAUGCUGGAGCUGGUGUUGGGUUUCAGCAGCAACCUGACAGUGCUGGUGCUCUACUGCUCUCAAUCCAAUUUAGUGGACUCUGUGAGCAAUAUGGUGACUGUGAAUCUGCAUGUGCUGGACGUGGCGGUGUGCGUGCUGUGUCUGCCCCUCACGCUGGUGGUUGUGCUGCUGCCCCCGGGACCAAACAUGGCCCUGCUCUGCUGCUUCCAUGAGGCCGGUGUCACCUUUGCCAGCAUAGCCACGGCCAUCAACAUCCUGGUCAUCAGCCUGGACCGAUAUGACAUCUCAGUGCGGCCGGCCAACAGGCUGCUGACCACACGUAGAGCAACGCUGCUCCUGGCUGCCGUUUGGAUCACCUCGGUCGCUGUGUUUUUUAUCCCAUUCUUGGAGUUGCAGUGGUCCGGUGCAGGAGAAGCAGAAGAGAGAGGGCAGGUGACACCCGUGUCAUUCUCCUCACAUGGUAUCAGUGCCGCAGUGGCACCAGCGUGGCGGAACCAGACGCUGCUGUGUGUCGGUGGGCAGGGCUUACACACAGGUCUGGCUAUGUACUACCAUCUUAUCCUGCAGGUACCCAUCUUCUUCACCACAGUGGCAGUCAUGCUCUUCACCUACUCCAAAAUACUGAGGGCUUUAAACAUCCGCAUUGGCUCCCACAUAAAGAAGGGCCAGCGGUUCAGGGGCCCUUCCUGCAGGGGGCAGGAGGGGCCCCACAAGAGACCGAAUGGAAAGAAGGUGGGGCUCCGAACGAAUGACGGUGGGCAGGUAGGAGGGGAGCGGUGCACCACUGAUGGUACCAAACAGCUCUGCCACCCUCCCCUCAUUCCUUCCCCCUCCCCCACUCCCACGGCCACAUCCCCUCCUGCGCUGUCCUCCGCCCCACUAGUCACCUCCGACACAGGCGCUGCGAACGCCAUGCCCGCCACCAUGGGUGUCCAGGCCUCCGUGUCUGCCAUCAUCGCCCUGAGGAGGGCAGUGCGGCGACACAGGGAUCGGCGAGAGCGACAGCGGCGGGUGUUCAGGAUGUCCCUCAUCAUUAUCACCACGUUCCUGGGCUGUUGGGCUCCCCUCUCUGUGACCAACAUGCUCAUCUUGGGUAUCGGCCCCAGCGACGCCCUGGUCAGCCUCCGCCUCUGGUUCUUAGCCCUGUCGUACGGUACCACAGUCUCCCACCCGCUGCUCUACGCCUUCACCCGGCAGAAGCUGCGCCGCGCCCUCCGUACUAAGGUCAAGAAGAGGGUGGUGUCCCUGCUCCAGGUAGACCCUUCACCGGGGGGCACCAUCAUACACAACUCCUGGGUGGAGAACAGGAAAACCAGCCGGAAGGUGCGGCUGGAAGCAAGCGAAGGUACUGACCGCUGCCUGGCAGAGGUCCUGUGAGACUG
Cyclopterus lumpus (lumpfish) is the source of this 1559-nucleotide messenger RNA. Its product is annotated as G-protein coupled receptor 22-like. Gene Ontology annotation, biological process: G protein-coupled receptor signaling pathway. The transcript has a single exon. Gene Ontology annotation, molecular function: G protein-coupled receptor activity; peptide binding. NCBI's taxonomy places the organism in Eukaryota, Metazoa, Chordata, Actinopteri, Perciformes, Cyclopteridae. Gene Ontology annotation, cellular component: membrane. The record is from RefSeq and is a predicted model, not a curated record. The coding region runs from base 1 to 1554 and encodes 517 amino acids.